ACACGUGUUAUUCACUUCCGGAGAGUUUUUAAAUUCUGCUGCGUAAUAUCUGGAUUUCUGUUAUUCUGUAAUUAUACAUGAAAUCGAAAUAACGAUGACAGAACAGCCAUACGGAAACAAACCCCUCUUUCGUAAUCUAGACGCAGACGAAGUGGGUGACCAAGAAGUGUCAGAAAUUGAAAGUUUGUGUAUGAACUGUGAACAACAGGGUACUACCAAGUUGUUGCUGACAAAGAUUCCGUUAUAUAAAGAUGUUGUCAUUAUGUCAUUUGAAUGUCCUCAUUGUCACUAUAGCAACAAUGAAUUGCAGCCAGCUGGAAAGAUACAAAACAAAGGAUGUAAUUAUGUUUUCAGGAUUACAAAUAUCAAGGAUAUGAAUCGAAUGGUUAUAAAAUCUGACUCUGCUUGUGUAACUAUUCCAGAGUUGGAUUUUGAAAUUCCAUCCACUUCACAAAAAGGUACUGUAACAACAGUUGAAGGUACGUUACAUAGAGCUAUUGCAGGCCUGGAACAAGAACAGCCAAUAAGAAAGGCUUUGGAUCCAGAAACUGCUGAAAAAAUAGAAAUAUUUAUUGACAAAAUGAAGAAAUUAAAAAAUGUUGAGAACCCAUUUACAUUUAUACUUGAUGAUCCUAGUGGUAAUAGUUAUAUUGAAAAUCUUUUUGCUCCCACAAAAGAUGUUGCCAUGACAAUCACUCAUUAUGAAAGGUCAGACGAACAAAACCAAAUGUUAGGAUUGUUUAAUGAGACGAACGAAAAUGAGGAGGAAUCCAGGCCGAUGACUUUGGGUGGAGAUGAAGAGGAUGAUAACGUAAAAGAAGAGGUGAUGAUUUUCCAGACAAACUGUACGGAGUGCAAUAGUCCGACUAAAACUAAUAUGAAAGUUGUUCCUAUUCCAAACUUCAAAGAAGUGGUUAUCAUGGCAACCGUCUGUGAUAAAUGUGGAUACAAGACAUCUGAAGUAAAAUCUGGAUCUGGAAUUGAAGAAAAAGGGAAAAAAAUAAGUCUUAAAAUAACUGACAUAUCUGACAUGAGCAGAGAUUUACUGAAGUCGGAUACAUGUAUGGUAUCAAUUCCUGAGCUGGAGAUGGAAACGAUGAUGGGUACGCUGGGUUCAAAAUUUACAACGAUAGAAGGAUUGUUAGAAGAUAUCAAAACACAGUUAAAAACUGAUAAUCCAUUGGUGGUCGGUGAUAGUGUGGGGAGUGAGAAUAAACAAAAAAUGGAGAUAUUUUUGAACAAACUUGAUAAAGUGAUUGGUUGUGAAUUACCUGCAACUAUUAUAUUGGAUGAUCCAGCAGGCAACAGUUAUCUUCAGAAUAUCUAUGCUCCAGAAGAUGACCCAAAUAUGACAGUAGAGGAGUACGAACGAAAUGAUGAACAGAAUGAUGAACUGGGAAUUAAAGACAUGAAAACAGAAAACUAUGAGAAUAAAGAAUAGCCUCUAACUUCUCAUCAUUUCACUAAAUUAAUAAUAUGCUCUUAUCCUUCAUGAAA
Molecule: messenger RNA, 1497 nt
Organism: Saccoglossus kowalevskii
Lineage: Eukaryota; Metazoa; Hemichordata; Enteropneusta; Harrimaniidae
Product: zinc finger protein ZPR1-like
Cellular component (GO): nucleus
Molecular function (GO): zinc ion binding
Source: RefSeq, a predicted model, not a curated record